CCACCACCCAUUUUUUUCUUUUGCCUAUAAAUUAUUAUGGCAAAAAGUGUAUUACCAAUCUGUAAUUACUAUCUUAAUUAUAUCAUAGAAUGUUAAGUACGCCAGUAUUCUACUUGAAUGUAGAAGAGAAUUCCGCGGGAUUGCCGCCUUAUUCCGAUAAGAUUAUUCUACCUUCAUCAGUCUUACAAACCAUUGUGGAAAUAAUACCGGAAUCAGAUUUACCUCAUCCAUUGAUCUUUAAGAUUACCAAUGAACAUAAUGAAAAAUUCACUUAUGUAGGAGUUAAAGAAUUUUCCUCGGAAGAAGGCAUAGUUAUAAUGCCUAGUAAAGUGAAAACUAUACUUUCAAAGCCUCAAAGUAUAAAUUUAUCAUUACAAUCUAAUAUUCCUAAGGUUACUUCAUUAAAGCUUAAACCUACUCAAUUAUAUUCAAAUAUAACUAAUUGGAAGUAUUUUUUAGAAAGUGUAUUAUUGAAAUAUUAUACAGUAUUAACUAAUAGACAAUUGCUUAUUAUAGAAGAUGGUAAUUUCCAUUAUGAAAUGAAUAUAGAAGAAAUUAAUGAAUCUAAUGAUUCAAAUAUUGUGGCAAGUAUAAUUAAUACUGAUGUUACUUUAGAUAUAAUACCUCUAAAUGAUGAUAUGGCCAAUCAACAACUAUUAGAAUUUAAUUCUAAUCCUCAUAAUAAUAUUGUUGAAGUUAAAUCUUCAAUUAUUGUAAAUGAUAUUAAGUCCUUUCUUGGAGGCAAAUUUAUACCGAAGAUAUUUAAAUUUGAUAUUACAUCAUUUACAUCACCUAAAAUUUAUAUUAAACUUGAAUCUUCAGAUUUAUUCAAUGUAGAUCUUAUUGGUGGAUUUGAUAAAUUAACUAAUCUUGAGAAUUUCAAGUAUACCACCAUGAAUCAAGAUUCUAAUAUUGAACAGAAUAGUAUACCUUAUAAGUAUAUUGAAGUUGAUUUAAAAAGUGAUGAAAUAGUCAAUAAAAUAAAUCGACAUGAUGAAGAUGAUGAUGAAGAUGAUGAAUAUAAAUUCAUUUAUUUUAUUCCAUUUACAUGGGAACAAGAUGCCGAUAUAACAUUAAGUGUUAGUACUGAAUUGGAUUUGGAUUCAAUUAUUAAUCAAGAAGAAAUAGAAAUUAAUGAAAUCAGUGCAUCACAAAUACGAUGUCAGAAUUGUUUAAAAGUGAUUGAAAAGGAUAAAUAUUCUCUUCAUCAAGCAUUCUGUUUAAGAAAUAAUAAGAGAUGUCCACAGUGUAAUGAAAUUUUCUUAAGAGUUAUACCAGAAACUCAUUGGCAUUGUCCUCAAGAUACUUUCUAUAGUAAUUCGACAUUAUUAAGAUUCAAGCAUCAAAAAUUAUUUCAUUUACAUCCUUAUACAUGUAAUCAAUGUUCUAAAGGAGGUAGUUAUGAUAAUUUUCUUGAUUUAGUCAUUCAUCAUAAAGGUUCAGAAUGUCCUAGUAAAUUAAUACAAUGUCGCUUUUGUAAAUUAAUUGUUGCUCAAGAAGAAUCUACGUAUCAAGAUAAGUUUGAGAAUUUAACUCAUCAUGAGAAUUGGUGUGGAGGUAGAACUAGUGAAUGUUACAAGUGUGGACAAAUCUUUCGAUUAAGAGAUUUUAAAAAGCAUUUAAAAGUUCAUCAAUUACAAACUAAAGAAUUCAAUCAACUGAUUAAAGUCAAUUUCAAUAAGUGUGCUAAUGAGAAUUGUAUUAAUUUAAUUCAAAAUUAUAAUAAUAAUGAUUUAAAUUUAUGUGAUAUAUGUUAUGGACCUUUAUAUAUUCAACAAUUAGAUCCUACUAAUAUUAAAUUACAAUCGCGACUUGAGAGGAAAUAUAUAAUGCAACUAACUAAAGGAUGUGGACAGUCUUGGUGUAAUAAUAGAUAUUGUGUUAGUUCAGGGAAUGGAGAUCCUCAGGUUGUAGGGAAGAGUAUUAAAGAAGUAUUUCAAUUUAUUAAUGCAGAAUUACUACCACAAAUCUACUAUCCAACUUUGCCUAUUAAUAGUAAGAAUAAGAAUAAAACUAAAAAUGAUGGUGAUAAGACCCUUAAUAAAGUAUGGUUCUGUGUGACAGAAUCGUUAGCACACAAGAAACUGUUACUAGAAGUCUUAAUAGAAGAGAGAAUUUAUGAGCCAGAAAUGAUAUACAAGGCAGUCAAUGAGAAUAGUAAUGAACAGAGUAUAAGACAAUGGUUGAGAGAGCACCAAGUGAAAUAGUAGUAGGUUGCAACUUAUAAAUAGCAAUAGAUAAAAAAAGCAAUUACUCAUCUCUACUUUUACCUGAUUGGGACAAAUGGCGCACAGCGGAAAAAUGCUCACUGUGGAGCCAGCCAACCGGCACGCGAACAGCACCCGUACCGUAUCAUACUAUAGAAUGUACUACAGUAGUAUCAUAGUUUAUAGUAUAUAUAGUGCUAGUAUAUUAUUGUAUUAUGUUGUAGUAUAUGAGAAGUAGUAGUAGUAGUAGAUACACUAGUAGUAUAUAGAACACACCACUGAAUACAAAGAAAU
Molecule: messenger RNA, 2501 nt
Organism: Scheffersomyces amazonensis
Lineage: Eukaryota; Fungi; Ascomycota; Pichiomycetes; Serinales; Debaryomycetaceae
Product: ubiquitin fusion degradation protein UFD1-domain-containing protein
Exons: 1
Coding region: 90-2207 (705 amino acids)
Cellular component (GO): VCP-NPL4-UFD1 AAA ATPase complex
Molecular function (GO): polyubiquitin modification-dependent protein binding
Source: RefSeq, a predicted model, not a curated record